Ophidiomyces ophidiicola is the source of this 1248-nucleotide messenger RNA. RefSeq lists its product as uncharacterized. The coding region runs from base 1 to 1248 and encodes 415 amino acids. The transcript has a single exon. The record is from RefSeq and is a predicted model, not a curated record. NCBI's taxonomy places the organism in Eukaryota, Fungi, Ascomycota, Eurotiomycetes, Onygenales, Onygenaceae.
AUGGUACUGUUGGUGUCUGAUCUGACCCCUGUCCGGGUGCGAGGAAAAAGGAGGCCGCUGCCGGACACGCCGCCUAGCGCUGGAAAGGGACUCAAAAAGCGAAAGCUACGCCGCACUCGGCCGCAGGGUCAGAAGAAGUUCUCCCGUCUCGAGUUGCUCCCCGCCGAAUUGAUCGAGCAUAUAUUUGUGGAAUGUCUGGAUUUCAGCUUUCCGCGUGCGUCACCCGUUCUCGCCUCUGUUCUCUCCUCGGAACGAUUGUACCGUGGCUUAAUUCUGCUAGCCUUCUGGAAUGACCCUGCGCCUGAGAAUGCAUCUACAGCACUUGUCCAUCGCAAGUUCCGACCAGUUCGCUAUUUUCCCAUGGAUAUCUCUAAUCGCCAGAGUUUCCAACGCUUGGUACUAAACUGCAAGUGGUGCACAUCUGAGCGGUUCGAGAAUCAGAUUACGGAAUUGGUGAAUUUGUCACUCUGCCGAACCAUCUUUAUUGACGGCGCUUACAAGUCUGAUUGCGGCAGUUUCCCGCCCGGGUUAGGCUUUGUAGCAGACUCGACUAAAGCUGACGCUGCCGGUAUCAUAUCCCGCUCGAUUAAUCCGCUGGGCAACCAGGGCGAAUAUGACCUGUCCCGGCAUUCCUCAGUUCUCGUGCUGUCAUUCCCGGACAAACUUCUUCGUGGCGAUCCGUGGACGAACGACAAAAUAUACUUUUUAGAGCUUCUUCGACGGUAUUUCACCAAUCCAGAAGAUCAGCCUGUACCCUGGACCUCGUGUGUGUCACAAGACAGUCUACAGGAGGGCAUCCUUUCUGCAAUCCUAGAACACAAUCACCGGGCAUUGCUUAAUCUGUUAGCACUGGGGACUCUGUGUCAUAGUUAUGAAUUUGGUGACCAACCGAUCCCAUAUGCCUUACCGGAAGAGUACUUUGUUAUUGCCUCGCGUCAAGCAGGGUUUGCUAUUCCAAUUCUUAGCCUUCUUGUUCGCGCGGCCUCACUUUCGGUGCCAUCCGACGACCCCGAGCUCACAGAAUGGGCGAUAGAGUCGCAGGAGAGAAAUGAACCAUUUGGGCGUUGGUUUGUACAAUACCUUCGAGAUAUCCCAACAUUCAGAAACAGGAAUAUCGAGAUCUGCAUCGUUGGCGUUCGAAAUUUCUUUCCUGGCUACGAUGGCUUGACCUACAGCACCUUGUUUGGGGACCCUGAACAAGAUUUUUCCUCGGAAGUAACGAAUACGUAUCGUUAUGCUCCAGGAUAG